Messenger RNA from Fomitiporia mediterranea MF3/22, 1159 nucleotides. RefSeq lists its product as uncharacterized. Gene Ontology annotation, biological process: transcription by RNA polymerase I. The record is from RefSeq and is a predicted model, not a curated record. The transcript is spliced from 3 exons. The coding region runs from base 1 to 1113 and encodes 370 amino acids. NCBI's taxonomy places the organism in Eukaryota, Fungi, Basidiomycota, Agaricomycetes, Hymenochaetales, Hymenochaetaceae.
AUGUCCCCCAUCACACGUCCAACAGCAACUUCCUCUCAACUCAACUCAAAAUCAAAAUCAAAACCUCCGGGAAAGGACAAAGACAAAGACAAACCCUCCAAACUGAAACAAAAAAGGAAGGAGAAGGAAACUGAAAAGUCGAAGGCCAUAAAAUCCAAAGCACUCAUUGACGAUUCCGACCUGGAAUCAGAUGAUGUAGAAGAGGUAGAGGUAGCACCGGAGCCGGAAACAGAAUCGUCUAGCUCACUCGUCCCACCCGGUUCGACGAGACUCACCACUCUCCUUGACGGAGACGACUUCGAUUACGAUACGUUAGAAGGGAAUGAUGACCUCGAGUUAUGGGUUUUACGUGUUCCUGAGGGGAUAAAACCAAAAUACCUAUCAAACCUCACCCUCACCCUCCCACCUCCUACAACCUCAACGUCCUCCCAAAAACUCGGAAAGCUCGAAGGGAAGACCGCGACGUACGACGUUUGGUCCGUUCCUUCCUCUUCUACCAACACUACUUCGUUCAAUGCCGAUGACGACGGAGAUGAUGAACAAGGACGAGACGUCGGGAAUACAGUCGGAGGGGAAGAACUCCUCGGUUUGGGUUGUCUUUUACCUAGACGGAGGAAGGAAGGGAAGCUGUUCGUUGCCCCGAAACCAAUAACACACCACCUCGUCCUAACCGCUCAACCGACCCUCCCAACCCCGCCUCCGUCCUCACCUGAGGCCGAGACUAACAAUUCUGGAGAAUGCACGCUGAAAACGAGUGAGGGUAUAUACAGAAGCCCUGCGCGGUACCAACAUCCCAAACACCUCCUUAAACACCGGUUCAUACCAACAGGCGCAAGCGAAGGCAACCACUCUUCAUCGUCGAAGACAGGUGGUGAAGCUGUCGGUGAAGAAAACAGAAUAGAAGUCGACGGGCGGGCUUCUACUAGUAAGACGAAGGUCAAGGCGACCCCAAGCAAGACAGAGAAGGAGAAGAAGAAAAAGGAGAAGAAGGAGAAGAAGGAAACCGAGAAAGAGGAGGACGUAACCGAGAGCCCGACGAAGAAGAAACGAAAAGCAGAGGGUGAAUCGAAGAAGAAGAGCAAAAAAGCAAAAACGACUACUGUUGAAUCAUGACAUUCCUCGCGUACAGAAAUUGUCUAAGCCUGUAGCUUAUACCUAG